Messenger RNA from Beta vulgaris subsp. vulgaris (sugar beet), 1980 nucleotides. Its product is annotated as L-gulonolactone oxidase 3. Lineage: Eukaryota; Viridiplantae; Streptophyta; Magnoliopsida; Caryophyllales; Amaranthaceae. The transcript has 4 exons. The record is from RefSeq and is a predicted model, not a curated record. The coding region runs from base 137 to 1918 and encodes 593 amino acids. Gene Ontology annotation, cellular component: membrane. Gene Ontology annotation, molecular function: D-arabinono-1,4-lactone oxidase activity; FAD binding.
CUAGUUACCCUCUACAAGACUACAACCAUAUUUGGUCCCACCUAAAACUCAUAUUAUAUAAUAAUUGUCACCCAAAAACAUAUUUUCUCUCACAUCAUCAUAGAAAUCAAAAUCAGUUCUUUCAAAAAGGUCAAAAAUGGGAAAUUAUCACUUACAUUUCUUUACCUUAAUCAUAGUAAUUUACUCCUUAAUUUUCAGUCUCCUACCACUUAAUCUCCAUGCUAAACCACCACCAAAUCCAGUCCAAUGUAAUGAUACCUUAUGCACUCUUCAUAACGCCUAUGGUUUAUGGGGAGAUAGAAGAGACUGCGUCUCUCCAACAAUAAGCUACCCAACUACUGAAGAACAGCUAAGAUUAGCUGUUGCUAAUGCUACCAAAAAUAAACUCAAGGUAAAAGUGGUGACCAAAUUUUCACACACUAUACCAAAACUGGCAUGUCCUAGUAGCCAAUCAGACAAGACAAUGCUAAUAAGCACAGAAUUAUAUAGUUCCGGGAUUGAUAUUGAUGUGAAAAAAAUGGUGGUAACAGCUGAUGCAGGGGUGAGUCUAAGAGACUUGAUCAACAAGGUAGAGGGCGCCGCGUUGAGCUUAGUCGCGGCGCCCUACUGGGAAGGGGUGACGGUGGCUGGCUUUAUAAGCACCGGAGCCCACGGGAGCUCGUGGUGGGGAAAGGGUGGAGCCGUCCAUGACCAUGUUGUUGGUAUUAGCCUUGUGGUUCCUGGGAAGGAGUCUCAAGGGUAUGCUAAAGUCCUUAUGUUGGAGGGUAGUGACCCUCUUUUUAAGGCUGCUAAGGUUUCUUUGGGUGUUCUUGGGGUCAUUUCUAAGGUAAAGUUAGCACUGGAACCAGCUUUUAAAAGAAGCAUAACGUAUAGUUUUACAAAAGAUGAUAACUUAGAAGAAGAGUACGUAAACCAUGCCAAGAAAUAUGAAUUUGGAGACAUAACGUGGUAUCCAUCAAAGUACACCACAGUAUAUAGGUAUGAUAAUAGAGUUCCCUUGAAUUCCUCUGGAGAUGGACUCAAUGAUUUUCUUGGAUUUCAGUCACAAUCUGUUUUAGUCUCUGCAGCAACUAGAGCAAUGGAGAAAACAUUUGAAAGUACCAAAGAUGAGAAAAGCAAAUGCACAAUGGCAACAACAUUUAUGGCUUACAAGAAACUCAUAGCAAAUGGAUUGAAAAACAACAAAUUACUCUUCACAAGUUAUCCAGUUAUAGGCACUCAAGCAAACAUACAAACAUCUGGUUCAUGUUUAUAUUCUUCUCAUGUAAGACAAGACCUUACUUGUGCUUGGGAUCCUACAAUCAAAGGCCUCUCCUUCUAUGAAUCCACAGCCAUUUUUUCUACUACAAACUUCGGCGAUUUCGUUAGAGAUGUUAAGAAACUAAGAGACCUAAUUAGUCCACAAAAACUUUGUGGCAUUGAUAUAUACAACGGCUUUUUAGUUCGUUUUAUCAAGGCAUCAGAUGCAUAUCUUGGACAAUCUGAGGAUUCUAUUGUUGUUGAUUUCAAUUAUUUUCGCGCUGAUGAUCCUAAAACUCCAAGACUAAAUCAAGAUGUGCUUGAAGAAAUUGAGCAAAUGGCAUUCUUCAAGUAUGGAGCUAAGCCACAUUGGGCUAAAAACAGAAACUUGGCAUUUUUAGGUGUGCCUAAGAAAUACCCAAAUUGGAGUAAAUUUAUUGAUGCAAAGAAACAACUUGAUCCUCAAGGUAUGUUUUCUAGUGAAUGGUCAGAUGAAAUUUUGUAUGGAAAAGAGAUAAAAAGAGAGGAUGGAUGUGCUUUGGAAGGUUUAUGUAUCUGCUCAGAUGAUAGACAUUGUAGUCCUUCUAAAGGUUAUGUUUGUAAGCCAGGUUUUCUGUAUUAUGAGGCUAGAGUUUGUAGGUUCUCACAAGGUGAAGUUUCGAAUUUAAUUUUACAAUGAGAAAUUGUUUUAUGAUAUUUACAUGUAAAUUUUCUUAUACAUUAUGGAUAUUGUUUAUGAUA